AUGGAUGACGUCCUUUAUUCAAUGGAACCUAAGAUCCUGAUUGCCCCGGGACAAUUAAUUGUUGAAGUGGGCUUAAUUGACACACAGACUGGCCGGGGAAUGCGGGAUUACAGUAUCCGUUUCAGGAUCCUAAAGGAUAACAAUGCCGCAAUACAAGAGGGGAUGAACAAAAUGGACAUCAACCAUGUAGUAUUAGACAAGGAAGCAAUCAGCCGGUUCGAACAGUAUACAUUGGCGAAGCCCGCAAACGGCACUGUGCCCCUGGACAAGUGCCAAGAUGACUCGACAUCUAAUAGCAGAAAGAAAACACAAGCGUCUCGACAAAAAGUAGUUUGUUGCUUCUGCUUCAAAACGACAAAGUACAGACGGAAACAAUUCAUCGUCGGAUCCUUGACCAACAGCGUGGUGUUCUCUGUUCUAUUGGCGUAUACAUUUCUAGGCUCGUUCAUAUUUCUGGCGAUAGAGGGCGGUGUCGAAGUACCCUCGCGACCCAGGUUAUUGCCAGAUAAACAGAAGAUAUAUAGAGACCACAGCAACGAUAGCAAGAAAGAAGUGGACGAGUAUGAUUAUGGAAAUCUGACUCUGUCAGCGAACUUCUGGGACGCGAGGAGCCGCGCCGUGGAAAAUAUCUGGGAGAUAACCGUAUCUCUGAAUAUUUUGUAUAGAGAGAAUUGGACGCGUUUGGCGUCGGCUGAAAUUUUAAAAUUCCAGAACGAGUUGCUACAAAGGGUCACAGCCGAAAUGGCCUCGCAGUACGGCGUGAGCUAUAAAGAGUUGGCUUUAGGCGAAUUUGGCGAGGGUGAUGUAAACAACCAUUACGAAGAACACGACUGGAACUUGGCCCUGGCUUUUUUCUACUCGUUGACUGUAUUAACUACUAUCGGGUACGGAAACAUAGCUCCGAGAACGAUGUUGGGCAAGGGAAUCACAAUUCUAUACGCGCUAAUUGGAAUCCCUUUGACGCUUGUAUACCUUUCGAGCGUCGGCUCUUUACUCUCCAAAAUGGCUCGCAGUGUUUUCAGCAGAGCACUAUGCUGUUGUCUCUGCUCAAACUGCGGUUACUGCUGUUACGACGAGCGGCGAAUGGCGGAAAAAGAACGACGAAUGAAACUCAAGAGACAACAGGAAGAACUACUCAACAGCCAAAACUCCAGCAAAACGGAGGAGUGCUAUGUACUAAAAACAGACAGUCAGAAGGAUUCUUCGAACUCUGAUAGACCUACAACGAGUACAGCUAAAGACGAUGUGAUCAGCUGGCCUGACACUGAUUCUAAACUGUCCAUGCACGGCUUAAGCAUACUAGCUCCUGUGCUGUUAUGUUUAGCAGCUAUUUUCGUUUACAUCUCUUUGGGUGCGAUCGUCUUAUUUCAAUUGGAUGACAUGAGUUUGAUAGAUGGCUUUUAUUUCUGCUUCAUGGCGCUCAGUACAAUAGGAUUCGGUAACAUCAUCCCGGGGACCAGCUACACCACUAUUAACGGUGUCAGAUAUUAUACAAUAAAUUCGACCGUUCUAUGGUUUUGUUCUGUGUAUACAUUGACUGGCCUAGCCUUGACAGCUAUGUGCUUUGGAGUUAUCCACGACGAGAUUAUUUAUAGGAUAAAACACCAGCAGAAAGAGUGGUCGCAGAAGGGGAACACGGUCAACGAUGAAGUUAACGUCACUGAUCCAUUUUAUAUGAGCUCCUGA
Leptosia nina is the source of this 1686-nucleotide messenger RNA. Lineage: Eukaryota; Metazoa; Arthropoda; Insecta; Lepidoptera; Pieridae. The record is from the annotation of a GenBank genome assembly.